GAUCGUUUAGCUUUCAAGUCUCAAAUGAACGAACAGAGAUCAGACGCCAAGAGUCAUCAAUCAACUAUCACUUCUAACUUUAAGUCUCCUUAUCUCUAUACUUCACAAUGAUGGUGAAGAAUCUGGAAAGCACAAAUUAAAACACUCGGACAACUAGGUUCCAUCGAUUACCUCUCCAAGCAUGUCGCUUGAUCAGGGAUUCAAGAAGGAAGGUUCCAUUUGACACACAAAUGUACUUUUAGCAGGAUAAUCGCUUGAGAAGGAGUCAAGAUCGGGUGUCUUGGAUCGAGGACGCCUUUGUCUCAGAAGAUAUAAGAAGGGGGGGUGGGUUGCCUUUUCCUUCUCUUCUUCAUCCACAUCAGUAUUUGCUUCUCAUUCCACAGUUCGUAGGUUCUUAGUUUUUUCCUCUCUCUUCGUAGAUAGUAUCAGUAGUUGAGCUUUUACCAACCUCUACAUUCGUUCUUUUCAUCGACUCACCUACUUUCACGACAACAACAACGCAAACAAUACCCGCCAUGUUCUCGUCCACUAUUGCGACUUUGCUUUUUGGCACCCUGUUCUCCCUUCCAGUUAUUUUCGCCGACACUCCUUACCUUGGUUGUGUCCUUACUACUGCUGCCAACGGUGCUGCAAGCGUAAGCAGUAGACAGAGCGACAGUGCCACUUGUGUCUCUUCCUGCGGUAACAGCAACUACCCUUAUGCCUUCUGGGUUGGUGCAAUCGUCCUCGGCAACAACUGCUAUUGUGUUUCCGAGGCCAAUUACAUCAGUGCCGCCAACUAUGUCGUACCAACUGGCUCCUCUACCGCAUGCGUCGCCAUCGUCCAGGCUGCCAGUUAUGCUACUUCAUCCACUUUCUCUUACGAAAACUGCUACGCUCCCUCUGGUCUUGUGUCGGGUGUGAUCAACACUGUCACCGGCGUCCUCGGUACCACUGUCUCUUCUCCUCGAGCUUGCUUUGAGCUCUGCGCCGGCACUUCGGACGCUUACUUCACUCCUUACCUCUUGGGUGGUAACACCCUCUCUCCUCGAUACGGAUGCUCUUGCGGUGACGAAACUGUUGUUUCUGGCUCUCCUUCCUACUGCGGUCUCGGUUCUUUCUACGCUUACAGUCACCCUGCCGCGGCGGCUGCUAGUUCUCUUCCCCGAAGGAAGCGUGCCAUCGAAAGGAUUCAAGCCCAGAAGAGGUCCGAGAUGAUCAGGGAGAGGCAAUGGGACUGCCCUACUGGCAUGAGCGCCUGUAACGUCGAUGGCGUAACCAACUCCUGGGAGUGUGUUGACCCUACUUCCGAUAUCGAAUCAUGUGGCGGAUGCACUUACGGCGAGUACAGCGCCAGCGGCAACGCCUCUGAAUCUACCGGUGUUGACUGUACUGCACUCCCCGGUGUACUCCGAGGCUCCGUCACCUGUUCCGGUAGUCGAUGUGAAGCCUUUGCUUGCAAGCGCGGAUGGACCCUUCGAAACGGCGAGUGCACCAAGUCUGUCACUCUCCAGCUGUAAAAUUUAUAUCGACGAAUAAAUGAUGCGGCAAAAAUCUGUAUCCCUUACUUAUAAUCGCGGACAUUAUUAUCAGAGACUUCUUAUCUCGUAUAAUUUUUCAGGCAUCUUUAGUCUCAGCUUAAUUUACCCGUUUGUACUAUACCAAUACCCAUGCGCAACCUUUGUAGAUUGCGAAUGAAAACGUUUGGAUAUCU
Cryptococcus deneoformans JEC21 is the source of this 1693-nucleotide messenger RNA. RefSeq names its product delayed-type hypersensitivity antigen - related. The record is from RefSeq and is a predicted model, not a curated record. The transcript is spliced from 5 exons. Lineage: Eukaryota; Fungi; Basidiomycota; Tremellomycetes; Tremellales; Cryptococcaceae. Bases 516 to 1499 code for a protein of 327 amino acids.